CAGGGGCCCGAGUGGCGUCUUCCUCCUGGGGGCCACAGAGAUGCCGCCCCCUGCAAUCCUCUCUGAGGCGCCCGCUUGCCGGGCUGGGUGGCUCCGAGGGCCUCGGGCGAGGCGAGGAAGGCGGGCCCAAGGAGGCCGCCCGAGGCGGAGAGAGGCGCGCCCGCCGGCCGCGGCGCAGUCGGCGCUUGGCGGGCCGAGGCGGCGCUUCCCUCUCGCUCCGGCUUUGUUCCGCGCGCGAGAGCGGCCAGGCCGGCGCUGCUCCGCGAUGCCUCCCGGGCGCCGCUCCAGGAAGCAGCCGCGGCGGGAGCGCGGCGCCCACCACUAGAGCGCGGCGGCGGCGGAGGGCGGAGAGCGGCGGGCUCGGGGCGCGCAGGGACUGACGAUUUGAAAAGAUGACCAGGUGCUACUACAACGAGACCAUUGAGUUCUUCUACAACAACAGUGGCAAGGAGCUGUCCCGAGUUUGGAGGAACAAGGAUGUUCUGGUGGUUGUUCUGGGCCUGACGGUCAGCAUCAUUGUGCUUCUCACCAACUUGCUGGUCAUUACAGCCAUUGCGAUCAACAAGCGCUUCCACUAUCCGAUCUAUUACCUGCUGGGGAAUCUGGCUGCUGCCGACCUCUUUGCCGGCAUUGCUUAUUUGUUCCUGAUGUUCCACACGGGACCCAACACAGCCCAGCUUUCUCUCAAGACUUGGUUUGUCAGGCAGAGCCUCCUGGAUACCAGCCUGACAGCCUCUGUGGUCAACCUCCUGGCCAUUGCGGUGGAGCGACACCAGACAGUGUUCACCAUGCAGCUCCAUAGCAAGAUGUCCAACCAGCGAGUCAUAAUCCUCAUUGUCUGCAUCUGGCUAACAGCUCUGCUGCUUGGCCUCAUCCCCUCGUACGGCUGGCACUGUCUGUGUAGCCUGAAGGACUGCUCAAGGAUGGCUCCGCUCUACAGCCGAAGGUACUUGACCUUUUGGGCCAUCUCCAACCUCUUCAUCUUCCUCAUCAUGGUGGUCGUCUACACUCACAUUUUCAUCUACGUCAAGAGGAAGAUGGCUCGCAUGUCCAGGCACACCAGCUUCCAUCCGCGUUACAGGGAGACCAUGAUCAAUCUCAUCAAGACAGUUAUCAUUAUCCUCAGUGCCUUUGUUAUCUGCUGGACCCCUGGACAGGUGGUGCUCCUGUUGGACGGCCUCAGCUGUGAAAGCUGUGACGUGUUAUCGGUGGAGAAAUAUGUCCUGCUUCUGGCUGAAAUAAAUUCACUCAUUAAUGCCGUCGUCUACUCCUACCGGGACAAUGAGAUGCGCAGCACUUUCCGGAAGAUUCUCUGCUUUGCCUGUCACAGGAUGCCAAAGUACUCGCCUGCGUCGGUCAAGUCCAGCACCACAGAGCACAGGAUAUUGCCUCAGAAUGGACAUCCAGUGAUGGACUCCACACUCUAAUCUGCCAUUUUCAGGCUCCUUCAUGCUGGUUGUCUGAAGCCAACCUUUUGGUAAUCAAUGGAAGACCAGCCUGUCUUGAGGCUAGAGACCAUGGCUGCGGUGCGACUGGGAAAGCGCUGUGACCAAGGUUAUCAGCCAGGGUCUGUAGGAGACAUUGUUGUAUGUAUGGAUGAGGACAGCCAUCUUGGUUUGUAGCACCCAACUGUGACGAUGUGCGCCCCCCCCCCGACAGAUGGUGCUGUAUUGUAACUGUAGAGACCACAUAUCUGGGAUGCAGUGACUGUUCACAGAGCCAAGGAAUGAAUCAGCACACUUGCUUUGCAUGACACCUUGAAAGGCACCUUAAAAAUGCUGUUGUGUUAAGAACCUGUUCAAAACUGGUUUGUACCACAGCUGCUUCUUUCCCAAGCUAACAAGCAAGUCUCCCUCUGUCUGUUAACACCGGGGUGGGCGGGGGGCGGGCUCUUAAGACAGACUCUUGUUUUUCUAGUUCUUUUAAGCACACAAAUGUUUGGACAGUCUUUGAAAAAUGGUGGAAUGAAACCACCGGGAUACCUGCCUUUCUGUUCUUGCACAGUGCUGUUUUAAGCAAGCUGUCCUGAGGGGUGCCAUCGCCUGCUAUGUCAAGGUGCUCGUCUAGAAUGUUUCUGUGUAGGGUGAAGAACUUUCUGUCCCCAGCCUGUUCAGUAUUACUGCCUUCUUGGCACAGCCAUUCUAGGGCUGAGACCCAAAAGCCCACAUGCCUUCUGCUACUGCACAAACUCCCCAAUAAUCUGUUACAACCUCUACCCCCCUCUGUGUUUUAUGCUCUUGGAGAUUCCAGGUCAAGAUGGCCCAGUUGCCAGCUGUCCUUCUGGGAACAUCCACAGUAACAAUUAGGUUGAAUUAAUGGUCCCAUUCUAUCUAGGAACAGACACCGCAGCAGCAAUAGCCAAGAAUUAAGCAUGCCAAGAGCAAUUAUUCUUUUCUCUUUUUUUGAAGGUUGAUGCUUAGAGGUGGAGUUUGGCAGCUUAGCUGACGCUCAGAUAGUGUGGUGCCCUCCAGGUGUUGUGGGACUACAGCUCCCAUCAUCCCUGCCCAUUGCCCAUGCUAACUGGGGAUGAUGGGAUUUGUAGUCUCACAACUGGAAGGUCCUGUGUUGGCCACCCACCAGCUGAUGACUGAAUAGUUUAGCUUGCUAAGUAUCAUAUUCUUCUGCCCAGGCUUUGUUUGCUCCCACAACUCAUUUGCUGUAGGAAAUGGACCCCCUGCAUUGUUGAAACAGAGGCAUGAUGCCCAGUUAGAGGGCUGGUUCCAUCAUGAGGUCUUGUCUGUAAAAUGCCAUUGUUUCCCCCCACAGGCUUGGCCUUGAGUUGCUUUAGAGUCACUGGGUGAAGAGUCAGUCAGCAGGUUUGCUCCUGUGCCUUGAAUAAUUGCAUAGCAGGCAGAAGUUUGGUGGCUGAACUCAGCCCACCCCCUCAGGGAGAUUACGAUGCUAACUGUGCUUCAGCUUUUCUUCCAGAUGUGCACAGUUGAACCCAGGUGUCCCAAAGCCAGCAGCCCUAUAAGCAUUCACUCUUCUGAGUUGGCCCAUCAACAUGCAAAAAUAUGAGUUGGAAGAACCCAUGCUUCUUUUCCACUGUGUAAAUUUCACAAUUUGCAAUGCACACCCCUCCCCCAAACACCUUCUCUGGAAAACUGUGAAGGGUUUUUUAAUAUAUCAUAUAUGCCAAGAAUAAAAUAAUGUGUUGGUAGACUGACAAAAGUGAUUGGAAUAAUAUGGUUAGCCUGGACUGAUGCGAAGGAAGGUGUCCUUCUCCCUUCUGCUCAUGUUGCCUCCUAAGCAGGGGAAGGGGGGAAACUGGCCUCUCCUCCUGCCUUUGGUAGCCACCUGACCUGCACCUAUCAGCUGGUGGCACUUUUCAUGGCAUAGAGGUAAGACUGUUCCCUGUCAGUGUCUGCAGAAGAAGCUGCUGUUAAAGGCAGAGGAUCAGGCCUCACUCCAAAGGGAUGGCGAGCCUAGCCCAUUGUGUAAGUCAGCAAGUGUCUUAUGUUGUGCAUGCACAGGUGCACUCUGGAAGUUUUGUCCCUGCUGUGGUUGUGACUGGAAGAAGCUGUUCAGGGUGGGCAGAGAAUGUCAUGGGCUCCACCAUUCAUUCUCACCACUUUUCACCGUGGAAGGAGGUGGUGAUUCUUACCAAAGCUGCAGCAGGAAGGGAUUUAUAAAAGCUGUGUUUUAUUGCAUACGUUGGUUGCCAAUGCUGCUGCAGCCUCUAGGUGAUGUACAAUGCAAUCUUAAAACAAUCCAAUAUAACGGCGCAACUCAGAAAAUGAACACAUGAGCCAAGCAUCAGUUUACAGGAAGCAUGAUAAUAAAAGACACUAAAUACAAUUAUUAUUAUUAUUAUUAUUAUUAUUAUUAUUAUUAUUAUUUUGAAAGGCUUAUUCAAAAGGUGUGGGAGAAGUGGAAAGUCUUUGCCUGGUACUGGAGUAACGUUAAUUAAGUAAUGCCAGGUGAGCUUCCUUGGGGAGAGCAUGCUGCAAACUGGGCUGGGUGGGUGAGCCUCUGUAAAUACCCCGUUCCCCCUCACUAAGGUUUAGCUUGGGAGCACACACACACACACACACACACACACAAACAAACAGUGCUGCCUAUUUGUUAAAGAGAAAUCAGUUACUCCAAGGCAAACUGUAUGACAAACUACAUUUCACUUGGCCCUGGAAGUAGGUUGAGCACUUGGCUCUGUCAUAGGCUACUGGUGAGAGAGCCUGCCCAAAAUAUUUUUGUGAAUGAGGCAAAAUGAUUAAAGGGGAAAGGGAGGGCUGACAAUUCUCCAUCAGGAGACAAGGACAGAAUGCAGCCUUUCAAUCUGGUACUCUCCAGGUGUGCCUCGUAGUCCCAACAGCAUCUGGAGGGCACCAGCAUGGCGAAGGAGCAGUGGAACUGAAACCCAGUACAAAGGGCAAAUGCCGGGGGGGGGAGAGCUGGGCUGCAGUGGCAAGACAAAGGGAGGGCCCACUUUGACAGAAAAGUAGUGCAGGUGGAAUGCAGCUGAUUCUGUCCCCACCACUUGCACCUGUAAGGAUAGGGAGCCUGUGGCCCUCCUUCCCCAGCCAGCUUGGUCAGGGGUGAUUGCAGCUGCCGUCUGACACCACAUGAGCUUCCCUCAUCCCUGGUAGGCAUUGCUAGCAAAGGGAUGGGGAAAGAAGCAGCACUUGCCAGAGGGGAGAAGAUGCCGCUGAAGGAAGGGCAGCCUUGUGGCAGCAGAUGACAUGGGUGAACUACACUGAGAGCCUGCAGAACACUAGGGGCUCCUCAACAUCCAACAUGGCACAGGGAAAAGGAGGUGCAUGACAGCACAGCACUCUGCUGCCUUGCACAUUAAUGUUCCACCACCUGACACUGUCCUAGCUUAGUCAAGCUCUGUCCCUCUCAGUCUCUGUGUCUUCUGCUUGCGAAUACUCCUUGGGAGACGGUUGGUUCCUACCAGUUCCCAAAGCUAUUGCCCCCAUUUCACUUAAAGCACAAACAGAGGGAACUGCCUUUGUGCUGCUCAGACUCUCCAUCUAAGCUCAACUAUGCUGACUGGCAGCUGCUUGUCUGUGUUUCAGGCAUGAGAGAUGAGGGGUACCUCAUCUGCUGCUUUAGCCUUUUAACUGGAGGUGGCAGGGAUGGGACGUGGGACUGACCACCUGCAAAGCAGAGGUUUUACCACUGAGCUGCAGCCCCUCCCCAGAUUUUAGGUCCCAUCAUUCAUACACUGGGUGCAACAGAGCAGGAGGCUUUCCUAGACAAGCCCCACUGGAAUGAACAGGAGCUGUGCAAUACUGCUACCAGGCUAUGGUGGUUUGAUUCUAUUAGUGUUUAAUUGCUUUUUAAUUACUACCCCCCUUAUGUUUUUGGCUGUUUCUAUCUGUAAGCUGUCUUGAGCCCCUGUCUGAUGAAAAGGUGGGCUAUAACUAAAUAAAUAUAAUAAUGAUAAUCCAAAA
Molecule: messenger RNA, 5396 nt
Organism: Podarcis raffonei (Aeolian wall lizard)
Lineage: Eukaryota; Metazoa; Chordata; Lepidosauria; Squamata; Lacertidae
Gene: LPAR2
Product: lysophosphatidic acid receptor 2
Exons: 3
Coding region: 393-1427 (344 amino acids)
Biological process (GO): G protein-coupled receptor signaling pathway
Cellular component (GO): membrane
Molecular function (GO): lysophosphatidic acid receptor activity
Source: RefSeq, a predicted model, not a curated record